GGGCUGGGAGGGCGCGGAGCGGGCCCGGGCCGGUUCCCGCGGUAACCCGUCCACAGGCCCCGCUCCCCCGCGUGGCGUCUGGCGUCGGCCGCCCGGAGCCGCUGCCGGGGCGCCAUGGCCGCGGCGGAGGUGGACCGCCACGUGGCCCAGCGAUACCAGCUGCAGCGGCGGCUCGGGAAGGGGGCCUAUGGGAUCGUGUGGAAGGCCGUGGAUAGGAGGACGGGGCAGGUGGUGGCCAUCAAGAAGAUUUUCGAUGCCUUCCGGGACAGGACGGACGCUCAGAGGACAUUCCGGGAAGUCAUGAUUCUCCGGGCGUUUGCGGGGCAUCCCAACAUCAUCCGCCUGCUUGCCGUGGUCCCGGCAGAGAAUGACCGGGACAUUUACCUGGUGUUUGAGUCCAUGGACACCGACCUGCACGCCGUCAUCCAGAAGGGCAGCCUGCUGGACGACGCCCACAAGCGCUACAUCUUCUACCAGCUCCUGCGGGCCACCGAGUCCAUCCACUCCAGGAGGGUCAUCCAUCGAGACCAGAAGCCGUCCAACGUCCUCUUGGAUGCCAGCUGCUCCGUGAAGCUCUGUGACUUUGGCCUUGCUCGCUCCCUGGGCGACGCCCCCGUGGGGCCUGAGGGCCAGGCGCUGACCGAGUACGUGGCCACCCGCUGGUAUCGAGCCCCGGAGGUGCUGCUCCACUCAACACGGUACACCCCCGGGGUGGACAUGUGGAGCUUGGGCUGCAUCCUGGGGGAGAUGCUGCGCGGGCGGCCCCUGUUCCAGGGCUCGUCUGCCCUCCACCAGCUGGAGCUGAUCCUGGAGACCAUCGGCCCACCGGCCACGGAGGAACUCUCCGCUCUGGGCUCCGACUACAGCGCCUGGGCUCUGCGCGGCGGCCCGCGGUCCGGGCCGCGGCAGACGCUGGGCAGCCUCCUGCCGCCGGACACCCCCCCGGAGGCCCUGGACCUCCUCGGGCGGCUCCUGGUGUGGGCCCCGGAGAAGCGGCUGCGAGCGGCGGAGGCGCUGCGGCACCCCUACGUGCAGAGGUUCCACCGCCCAGGCCCAGAGCGGACGUGCGGGGCGGACGUGCGGAUCCCCGAGCCCCAGGGAGACCGGCCGUCCGCGCGCGAGUACCGCCGCCUCCUCUACCGGGCGCUGGGCCUCGCCGCGGGCCGCGAGGAGCCGCGGGGGUGCGGGGCACCGGGGGCCCCGGGGCGCCCCGCCCAGACCCCCGCACCCCACCCCCGGCCCGGCCCGCACGGGGUGUGUGCCCCGCCGCCGCCCCGGUCCUCAGGGCCGGUGGGGGACGGGGGCCCCCGCCCUGAGCCCCGGCUCGAACUUCCCAUCCCGCAGAGACCCGCGGCGCCGCCCGCCCGGAGCGCCCUGCCCGCCGGGGCGCGGGCGCCGGGCGGCGGCGUGCGCGGGGGUCCCGCAGAGCCCGCCGGGGCGGGCGCGCUGCCCCCGCAGGGGGAGCCGGGCCUGCCCCAGGCCUCGCCGUCCCUGGCCUCGCAGGCCGCCGCCCAGGGGGCCAACCGAGUCCUGGUUCGCAGCCACCGAGCCAGGGACUGCGGGCAGGUUGCCCCCCGGCUGCCCCCGGAGGCUCCCGGAGCCCGGCCCGGCCGCAGGAUGUUCGGGUCCUGGGUCUCCCAGGGGGCUCAGGGCGCCGCCAAGGCCGCGCUCGGAGGCUACUCCCAGGCCUACGGGACCGUGGGGCGCUCGGCGCUGGGCCUCCUGCCUGCCCUCCCCAGACAGCCCGCGAGCCCCUCACCCCCCUGCCCGCUGGACCAGCGCCCUGGCCCCGGGCCGCAGGCCGCCUGCCGCGCCCCUUUGCAAAGCCCCUAAGAUGUCCUCCAAUAAAGCCCGAGUCUCA
Messenger RNA from Perognathus longimembris pacificus (Pacific pocket mouse), 1861 nucleotides. RefSeq names its product mitogen-activated protein kinase 15 (gene Mapk15). Gene Ontology annotation, molecular function: MAP kinase activity; ATP binding. The record is from RefSeq and is a predicted model, not a curated record. Gene Ontology annotation, biological process: intracellular signal transduction; protein phosphorylation. Gene Ontology annotation, cellular component: cytoplasm; nucleus. The coding region runs from base 115 to 1833 and encodes 572 amino acids. The transcript is spliced from 11 exons. NCBI's taxonomy places the organism in Eukaryota, Metazoa, Chordata, Mammalia, Rodentia, Heteromyidae.